This is a messenger RNA of Emericellopsis cladophorae, 318 nucleotides long. RefSeq lists its product as uncharacterized. The record is from RefSeq and is a predicted model, not a curated record. NCBI's taxonomy places the organism in Eukaryota, Fungi, Ascomycota, Sordariomycetes, Hypocreales, Bionectriaceae. The transcript has 3 exons. Bases 1 to 318 code for a protein of 105 amino acids.
AUGCACCUCGCCAUGAAUAGCAGCAACGAGUCGAGCGCGGUACAGAGCGUGAUGCGCCAGAGCUCCUUCUUCCGCCUUCCGGCUGAGUUCCGCCACGAGAUUCUCAUGGAGACCUUUGGGGACCACGCCGUGCACAUGGAUCUGGCGCUGGACCGCCUAAUGCUGGGGCCGGCUCAGCGCGCCUCGAGCGCCAGGGCUGUGCAUGGGAACAGAUCUUGGGACAGGGACCACCAAGCACCGCGGAUGUGGUCGUGGGAGCUGGAUUCUCUCGUGUCGCCAGGCGGUACGAAGAAGGUAUCCAUAUCUUCUACGGCUUAA